AACCUCGAGUUUGAAAAAAAAAAUGCAAUCUUGGGUAAUCGGUGUUUACGUCGCAAUCAGCGCAAUGAUUUUUGGGUCAAGAGUUCGCGGCACAAUAGAUGUGAAUCUGAGCGAAUUGGAAUAUCUCGCGGCACGAUUGGAUCCGUUCGAGUGUCGUCGAUUGAUCGCCGCGCUUCAUUACACAACAUACGAUUUACCGAAGAAUCUCGCCGCAGCUGAGCGCAAAGUGGACGAGGAAAUUCCCUGCCUGCGUCAAUUGUUACAUUGGAAUAAUUCCCCCGGGGAGGGCAGAGGGAAAACACACGCAGCGAUUGUGCAUCGUCUCCGACAGCUAAAUCGCAACGACCUCGCCGACUGGCUCGGCAAAACAGCCUUCAAACAAUUGGGAAAGGAUCUGGAUAAUGCUAUUGCGCUGUCCUUCAAGGAGCUUACCGAGGAAACGGAAACUAGCACGUCAGCAUUCCACACGUUGCUAAUUAUAUUCAGGGCUGUGCAAGAAAAUAUGCGAUCGACGCAUAUUUUAUAUAAUAAGUGCAAAAUAAAUUUAAAGGAGAACAAAGGAAUAUGAGUAUCUGAAGAAGUUUGAACGAUUUAAAUAUCACGCACUGCAAUAAAGCUUUCAAUACUUUUUGCAAAAAGAAAGUUAAAAGAAUUAAAUAUUUAAAUAAAAUGUACUCGACAUGUGUAUCCGUCCAGCUCUGAUUAUAAUUUUUUCUUUUAUGCUUGCAUUAUUCUUUUUAAAACGCAAAAACUUUUGUCUAAAUAUAAUACAGAAAAUUCAUAACAAAAGAAGAAGAGAAAAGGAUUAUGUUGCUUGUUAAAAGCACACAUUUUUGAUUAUUAAAGCAAAUUUGAUUUUUAAAGCAAAUAUUCCAAUACAAAAUGUUAAAGAUUGGAGAUACGAGUUGGACUCUUCAAUAUUCUUUUAUUUUAGUCAUCAAUAUAUCCUUUUCUCAACGAAAUCCAAAAAGAACCUAUUGUUAAUUGCGAUCAUAUUCCAUAUCGCUUAUACAGUUUUCCUACCACAACUGAGUUUACUGCUUUGACUCGAGAGAGAGAAACCUGGAUACCUAUCGAUACGAUUCUUAUGGCGCUUCUGCUUGGACUAUUAGGAACGCUAUUUGUUUUAAUUGUAGCUAUUAUCAUACACAGCGUCAAGAGCAAUAAAAAUUAAUUACCGCGUGUACAUUCUUAUUCUCUUUAAGUAAAUCUUGUGUAAAGAUUUUUGUAUUAAAGAGUAAAUGAAUAAGAAAUAUAAUUUGUUUGAUUCUUAUUUUAUUAAUAAUUUCCUCUAUUUGUUGCAAAUGUAUUCUGAUAGAAAAUUGUGAGAUCUUGUUCUUUUAUGAACUUUAUAUUAAAUUUUAUAUAUAAAAAAACGAAGGUAUUCUUAACGUUUUUGAGAAAAUAGACAAAAAUUGCUUUUGCCGCAGUUUACAACCGUUCACAGUCGCCUUAAAGAAAAGAAUUUUCUUCGCGAUAUUUUUAAGAUAUCUAGGAAAGAAGUUAAUAUGCGUAGAUGAGCAUUCGGGUGUAUAUUCUCGUGUAAAACUCUUAAAACACAACGUAUAUAAUAAUAUUUACAUGAAAAAUGUCGUAUAUAAUAAAGCUGUGCUAUAUAAUCUCUCAUAAUAGGAUCGUUUCCAUAAAAAUGAUAAUUGACGUUCAACUGUAUAGUUCUGUCCUUAGGAAGAUGGAAACACAAUUAAAUCUUAAUUAUCUUUGAUUAAUAUUUAUGGAAAUGAUUCAUAUGCAGGAUUAAUCAGAGAAUCGCGUGAAUGUGAUAUUGGAUCGUAUUAUACAUAUAUGAGUAAUACAUUACUUU
Messenger RNA from Linepithema humile (Argentine ant), 1822 nucleotides. The record is from RefSeq and is a predicted model, not a curated record. NCBI's taxonomy places the organism in Eukaryota, Metazoa, Arthropoda, Insecta, Hymenoptera, Formicidae.